UUUUGCUCGGAAGGGGGCCUCGGCUUCAACACGUGAGAGAGAGGAGCCUGAAGAGACUGAAGCAGUCCAGGAUCUCAGACUCCAAGAGGAUAUUAUUCAUGUGUGAACCGACAGAGGCAUAGGAAGCCAACACAAUGCCCACAAUCACUCUACCGCCGAAGGAGAAUGCUCUCUUCAAGAGAAUAUUGAGAUGUUAUGAGCACAAGCAGUACAGAAAUGGCCUGAAGUUCUGCAAACAGAUUCUGGGCAACCCAAAGUUUGCUGAGCAUGGAGAGACACUGGCCAUGAAGGGCUUGACCCUCAACUGUCUGGGCAAGAAGGAGGAGGCCUACGAGCUGGUGAGACGAGGCCUACGCAAUGACCUGAAGAGCCAUGUCUGCUGGCAUGUGUACGGCCUACUGCAGCGCUCAGAUAAAAAGUACGACGAGGCCAUCAAGUGUUACCGCAAUGCUCUGAAGUGGGACAAGGACAACCUGCAGAUCCUGCGAGACCUCUCCCUGCUGCAGAUCCAGAUGAGGGACCUGGAGGGAUACAGGGAGACUCGGUACCAACUGCUGCAGCUCCGUCCAGCCCAGCGGGCCUCGUGGAUCGGAUAUGCUGUAGCCUAUCACCUGUUAGAGGACUUUGAGAUGGCUGCUAAGAUUGUUGAGGAGUUCCGCAAAACGCAACAGACGUCCCCAGACAAGGUGGACUACGAGUACAGUGAACUGCUGCUGUAUCAGAACCAGGUUCUGAGGGAGGCCGGCCUGCACAAGGAGGCCCUCGAUCACCUCAACAACUACGAGAAACAGAUCUGUGACAAGCUUGCUGUGGAGGAGACAAGAGGAGAGCUGCUGCUGAAGUUGGAGAGGCCUGAGGAGGCUUCUGAGGUCUACAGGAAACUGCAGGAGAGGAACCCUGAGAACUGGGCCUACUACCAGGGCUUGGAACAGGCCUUUAAACCAGGAAGUACAGAAGAGCGGCAGAAGAUUUAUGAGGACUCCUGGGUGAAGUUUCCUAAAGGCCUGGUUCCACGAAGACUGCCGCUUAAUUUCCUCACAGGGGAGAAGUUUCGUGAAUGUCUGGACAGCUACCUGAGGAUGAACUUCAGUAAAGGUUGUCCACCUGUCUUCACUACCCUCAAAUCCCUCUAUACAGACAAAGAAAAGGUUACAAUCAUUGAAGAACUAGUAGUUGGCUAUGAAUCCUGUCUAAAAAGCUGUCGAAUGUUUCAUGAAAAUGACGAUGGGAAGGAGGAGCCUCCUACAACUCUGUUGUGGGUACAGUAUUUCCUGGCGCAGCACUUUGACUUCAUAGACCAGCCCAGCCUCGCUCUGGAGUACAUAAACACUGCCAUCGACAGCACCCCCACGCUCAUCGAGCUCUUCCUCAUCAAGGCCAAGAUCUACAAGCACGCAGGCAACAUAAAGGAAGCAGCUCGGUGGAUGGACGAGGCUCAGGCCCUGGACACUGCUGACCGCUUCAUCAACUCCAAGUGUGCCAAGUACAUGCUGAAGGCUGGCCUCAUCAAAGAAGCAGAGGAGAUGUGCUCCAAGUUCACACGGGAGGGGACGUCUGCAGUCGAGAACUUGAAUGAGAUGCAGUGCAUGUGGUUCCAGACGGAGUGUGCGUUGGCCUACAAAGGCAUGAACAAGUUUGGAGAGGCCCUGAAGAAGUGCCACGAGAUUGAGAGGCAUUUUGUGGAGAUCACAGAUGACCAGUUUGACUUCCACACCUACUGCAUGAGGAAGAUGACAUUGCGCUCCUACGUGGACCUGCUGAAGCUGGAGGAUGUCCUGCGGCAGCAUCCGUUCUACUACAAAGCUGCUCGAACCGCCAUCAAAAUCUACCUGGCCCUGCACGACAAACCUCUGACUGACGACAACAAGGAAAGCCAGGCAGACACCGAGAAUCUGACAGACAAGGAGUUGAAGAAACUGCGCAACAAACAGCGAAGAGCCCAGAAGAAGGCGCAGCUAGAAGAGGAGAAGAAGAAUGCAGAGAAAGAGAAACAGCUAAAGAACCAGAAGAAGAAGAAGGAGGACGAUGAUGAGGAGAUAGGAGGGCCAAAAGAGGAGCUAAUACCAGACAAACUGGCCAAGCCGGAGAAUCCUCUGGAGGAGGCCGUGAAGUUCCUGAUCCCUCUGAAGAACCUGGUACGCAACAAGAUCGAGACUCACCUCCUGGCCUUCGAGAUCUACUUCAGGAAAGAGAAGUACCUGUUGAUGCUGCAGUCAGUGAAGAGGGCUGUUGUCAUAGAGCCCUCCAACCCAUGGCUGCACCAGUGUCUAGUGCGCUUCUUCAAAGGAGUUGGUGAGAGUGCAGACUUGGCGGAGGCGGUGAGGACGGUGUUGAAGCAGGAGAUCUCCAGGCUGUUUGGGGAGAGCAACCCUCAGAGCUUCAACAAGAACUACCUGAGCCAACACUCCAGCUCCAUUCCACAUCGACUGGCCGCUGCUAAGAUGAUGGUCUACCUGGAGCCUUCCUCUGACAAGAUGGCCUGUGAGAUAGCUACAGCACUGGAUGAGUCACUGUCUGGAAAAAGCAUCCAGAUCUGUGCUGAGGUGCUGGAGGCUUUGCGUGACGGGAAGCUGGGCGAGGGCCAGCAGAAGGCUGCUGAGGCUUACCGUGCCGCUUGCCAUAAGAUCUACCCCUACAGCCUGGCCUUCAUGCCACCCGGUUACCAGGACAACAGCACCACAAUCAGCGCCAACGGCGACUUGUCGGCGGGAGAACAUGAUGACAUGGGAAACGAAAUGUGAGCUCUGAUGAGGAGCAGCAGCAGGAGGAGGAGGAAGAGGAGGAGGUGCGAACACGCCGCCAGACGCCUUAGUCUGCCAACACACCCAUUUUCCCAACCCAGCCCCCCCUCCUGUCCCUGGGCUAUGGCUGCUGUGAGUCGCCCUCGCAUUGCACUGAUCUGGAUGGACGGAGCGCCACAGGAGAGACGGGAAAGGGAGCUGGCACAUGGAGGAAGGCGAUGCCCAUUUAACUUUUUUAAACAACAACAGUUGUUCUGUAACUGAAAAAAAACUGAUAAAUACGGUAUGUGGAGGCAAAAAAGGAUUCUGGGAAAAGUGGACGUGGGUGGCUGAGAUGGCUUCUGUAAACACAGUCUAGGUUUUCUAUAACUCCUGUGUUUUCACGCCAUGUCCUUCUUGAAGGUGCAUCUGCUUCUCAUGUUUUUAAAAGUAAUUUAUAUAUUACAAACUGACAAAUGGAUUAAUAAAACAAUGUUUGCAAAACCAAACAGUACAAUUGUGGUAGUGGUGAUGAUGUUGGGGGUGAGUGUUGUUUCCUUCACUUGUCUGCACCUCUGCAGUUUGAUCUUGGUGGGAAAAGGUGUGACGUAUCCCAUAAAAACCACUUGCUUCCAGACCGAAUUCAGCACACUGUCAACCUGCUGCUCUUUAUCAACCAUCAAAGAG
Chelmon rostratus (copperband butterflyfish) is the source of this 3407-nucleotide messenger RNA. Its product is annotated as N-alpha-acetyltransferase 15, NatA auxiliary subunit-like. The record is from RefSeq and is a predicted model, not a curated record. Gene Ontology annotation, cellular component: NatA complex; cytoplasm. Lineage: Eukaryota; Metazoa; Chordata; Actinopteri; Chaetodontiformes; Chaetodontidae. Gene Ontology annotation, molecular function: protein-N-terminal amino-acid acetyltransferase activity; protein binding. Gene Ontology annotation, biological process: N-terminal peptidyl-methionine acetylation. The coding region runs from base 135 to 2741 and encodes 868 amino acids. The transcript is spliced from 20 exons.